AUGACCGUCUUCAUUGCCUCGCUCUUCCUUCCUAAAACCGUCCACUUCACACUUCCCGGGACCCCCCCGCGCGGCUCGCACUCGGAGAAGAAGCAGCCUCCCCCCGCCGAUGACAGAUUCCCCCUCGAGAGACAGCCGAGCUUGUUCCAGCCGCAAGUCAACCUAACUACGCCCCCUCAUACCCCGACCGAGGAGCGGAAGCGCGACGACCCCUUCACCAACGAGGAUGGCCUGCGCAUCCAGCUGCCGCCCCUCCAGCUCCCCGCCGACGGGCUCCGGGCCCCCAUCGACCGGAACUCUCCCACGUGGGGCGGCCGCGCCGACCAGCCCAAGUCGCGCGCCAAUUCGCCUCCUCCCCCCUCCAUCCUGGAGAACAUCCGGAACAUACAGGCAAAGGCCAAGGAGCUGGGCCGCCAGGGCAUAACUCAGCCGAGGACUCUCGUCAGGAGCGAUAGCCACGACAGGGUCUUUGCCCACGCCAACUGGAAAGUCUCGAGCGCGGACCAGGGCAACGGCGGGCUGCGGAAUGCUGCCGAGGCCGCUUCAAGAGAGGGCAAGCUGGGAGACUACACGUGGGUCGGGACGCUGGGCAUGCCGACCGAUGCCUUGCUCGGCACGCAGCAGCUGCAGGACAUCGAGGACAGGCUAGCGACGGAGCACGACAUGCUGACCGUCUUCUGCUCCGACAAGGACUUCGACGGCCACUACUCGCACUUUUGCAAGCAGAUCCUUUGGCCCGUCUUCCACUACCAGAUCCCCGACAACCCCAAGAGCAAGGCGUACGAGGACCACUCGUGGAAGUACUACGUCAACCUGAACCAGGCCUUCGCGGACAAGAUUGUCAAGAACUGGAAGAGGGGGGAUGUCGUCUGGGUCCACGACUACCACCUGCUGCUCGUGCCCGGCAUGGUGCGCAAGAAGCUCCCCGACGCCAAGAUCGGCUUCUUCCUGCACGUGGCAUUUCCGUCGUCGGAGGUGUUCAGGUGCCUGGCCGUCCGGAAGGAGCUGCUCGAGGGCAUGCUGGGCGCCAACCUGAUCGGCUUCCAGAUCCACGAGUACACCCGACACUUUCUGCAGACGUGCAGCCGCCUCCUUAGUGCCGAGGCUACGCCCGACGGGCUGCAGCUCGAGGACCGCUUCGUCGACGUGCUUAACUUGCCCAUCGGCAUCGACCCCGUGAGCCUCAGCCACCAUCGCAAGGAGGACGAGGUCAAGAGGUGGCUGGACAUAAUGCGCGAGCGCUAUGCCGGCAAGAAGCUCAUCGUGGCCCGGGACAAGCUCGACCACGUCCGAGGGGUUCGGCAGAAGCUCCUCUCGUACGAGCUAUUUCUUAAUAAGAAUCCCGAGUGGCGAGACAAGGUCGUGCUCAUCCAGGUUGCGCUCUCUACUAGCGAGAAGAGCGAGCUGGAUGCGACGGUCUCGGACAUCGUGACGCGGGUCAACUCGUCGUGGGCCAACCUGGCAUACCAGCCCGUCGUCUACCUGAAGCAGGACAUUGACUACGCCCAGUACCUCGCGCUCCUGAGCAUCGCCGACGCCCUCAUGAUCACGAGCCAGCGCGAGGGCAUGAACCUGACGUCACACGAGUACCUCUUUUGCCAGGACGGAGAGAUUGGCGACAAGAAGCACGGGUCCCUGAUCCUGUCCGAGUUCACCGGCACGUCGUCCCUCUUUGGCGGCAACGAGCUGUCUGUCAACCCGUGGGACUACCGGGCCUGCGCCGAAGCCAUCAGGACGGCGCUGGAGAUGGGCGACAAGGAGAAGGAGCGGCGUUGGUCCAAGCUAUACGAGGCAGUAAACCACCACACGGGCUCCCACUGGUUCACCGAGUUCAUGUCCAGGCUGGACCGCGUCUACGAAGAGCAACACCGCCGCGACCAGACGUCGGUCCCGCGGCUCUCGAUGAGCGCUCUCGGCCAGCAGUACAAGCGAACCGACCGGAGGCUUUUCAUCCUCGACUUUGAAGGCACUCUGGUGAGCUGGGGACCCGUCAACCAGAUCAUUCCCGUCAGCCCUCAGCGCACUCUCGAUGUGCUGAACGAUCUUCUUCUCGAUGACCGAAACACCAUCUACGUCAUGUCGGGCCGCCGGCCAGAGGAGCUGGACCGCCUGUUCCACCGCGUUCCCAACCUGGGGCUCAUCGCCGAGAACGGCUGCUUCCUCAAAGACUGCGGCAGCUCGACGUGGACCGAGAUGGCCGACUCCGAACAGAUCCGGUCGUGGAAAGAGUCAGUCAAGAACAUCCUGACGUACUACUUGGAGCGCACCCCGGGGGCGGAAAUCGAAGACCGCCGUUGCUCCUUGAUCUUCCACUACAAGUCUGCCGAGGACUACGAGGCAGCAAUGCGGCAGGCCACGGAUUGUGCUAGUCACAUCAACGACGCGUGCGAGGAGCAACACGUGCAUGCGAUCCCCCUGGACGGUUGCGUGCUGGUCGAACCCAUAGACUGGACCAAGACGACGGCGGCCGCGAGGAUCUUUUCGGAUCUGCAGGACGGCAUGGCCCCCGACGAGAGGCACAAGUCACCCGUCGACUUCCUCAUGGUGAUAGGCGACGGCCGCGAGGACGAAAAGGUGUUCAAGUGGGCCAACUCUCUGGGCGGGGAGGGCAUGGUCAAGGAGGUUGUCACGGUCAGCCUGGGAAGCCGGAAUACCGAGGCAGCCGCCACUCUGACGCAGGGCGUAAGCGGUAAGCGCUUUGCCACUUUCCUCCCCUUUGUUCGUGUUGGCCAAUGGCCAAGGUCCAAGCGAGACAGUCAGUGCUGA
This is a messenger RNA of Lasiosphaeria miniovina, 2766 nucleotides long. RefSeq names its product glycosyltransferase family 20 protein. Bases 1 to 2766 code for a protein of 921 amino acids. The record is from RefSeq and is a predicted model, not a curated record. The transcript is spliced from 3 exons. Gene Ontology annotation, biological process: trehalose biosynthetic process. Gene Ontology annotation, cellular component: alpha,alpha-trehalose-phosphate synthase complex (UDP-forming); cytosol. Lineage: Eukaryota; Fungi; Ascomycota; Sordariomycetes; Sordariales; Lasiosphaeriaceae. Gene Ontology annotation, molecular function: trehalose-phosphatase activity.